UAAUUAGUUAAAAUAAAUAUUAGUCAAAAACUCGCCCACAAAGAAAAAACGCAGUACCAGUUCUGCCAACCGACCACCCUCAGUUGACAUUCCGAAGAACGUGCGCGUUAAAACUCCGUGCGCCUUGUUUUCGGAAUAAAAACCGUCGCCAUGCCCAAACAAGCAAAGAAACGUAAACACAACCCGAAAACCGAAGAUGUCGAGUACGAGAUCGACGCCCCGAAACCGAAAUUCAAGCCGUUCGACGAGGCGGCCGCCGCCGAGGAGGAGCAGCUCUCUCAGAUUCUGUUCGGCGGACCCACCAGUUUUUUGAAGUGUCUGGAGGAGGCGGAACAGGAGGCCGGACCGUCCAACAUCGAUUCCGGCGUCGGGGAGGACGAUAGCAACGAGAGUGAUGGGGUGGUUGACCGUAAGCCCGUGUGGCACGACGAGGACGACGACGGGAUCGAGGUGGGACACGCACUUAAGGCCCAAAGGAGAAAGUUACCGAACGGGGGCAUCAACAGCAGGACCAACAAAUACUCAAAGUUGCUCAAGAGCAAGUUCCAGGCAGCUGUCGGCACACCGAAGUGGGCCCAGCUGGAUAAGGACAAAGCUGAGGGUUCUGAUUCGGACGACGAAAUUUUGCAGUCGUGCGGAUUCAUCAGGAAGACCACUAAUGUCAAUUUACCAGCUUCCAUGCUUGAGUUCAAGAAAGUCAAAGAUUUGAAUUGUGAGACUUACACUGAGGGUCCUUACAUAAACGCCAUAGAGUUUCAUCCGACCUCAAGUGUGGCAUUGGUUGCUGGCAACAAAGGCAUUGCCACUCUGUUUGCAGUUGAUGGUAAAAGGAACAACAAACUACACAGUAUUGCAUUUGAAAGAUUCCCAAUACUCAAAGCAAAAUUUGUUCAUAAUGGAAAUGAAGCCAUUCUGGGCUCCAGACAUGCACACAUCUUCAGUUAUGACUUGAUGACUGCCAAACCAAUCAGGUACAACCUUCCCCAUGGUUUGACUCAGUGCAAGAACUUCAUCAUCUCACCAGAUUCCCAAUUUAUGGCUGUGGCUGGCAAAUGGGGUGAAGUGCAUAUUAUGUCUGCAACCACCAAAGAAACUGUGGGAAUGUUAAAGCAAGAAGGUGAAGUAACAGCCUUGACCUUCAAUCCACAAGGCACCCUGUUGUUUGGCCACAGUGAUACUGGAGAGGUGACAGUCUGGGAUAUGAAAACAAGACGGGUAAAACACAAGUUCUAUGAUGAGGGUUGUCUGCAAGGAACAUGUUUAUCAGUUUCUUCAUCCAAUCAGUUCAUAGCAACUGGCUCUGCUCAAGGUGUGGUGAAUUUGUAUGGAGUGGAGGAUGUUUUGCAGCAGAAGACACCAAAGCCCAGAAAAACAAUCAUGAAUUUAACAACAGGAAUCUCUAGUUUGGAGUUUAAUGCGUCCUCUGAAAUUCUGGCACUCGCCUCCCCUGAUAUUCAGAAUUCAGUUAAAUUGUUCCAUGUGGGAGCUGGAACAGUUUUCAAGAAUUUCCCAACCUUCCAAAGCAAGAUGGGACAUAUAAAUGUACUUAAUUUCUCACCAGGAAGUGGAUACGUUGCAUUUGGUGAUAGAAAUAACACUGUGGCACUGUACCGUCUCAAGCAUUUUAAGAAUUAUUAAUCAAUGUGAUUUUAUAUAAGAAUAUGGGCAAUUAUCACAAUGUUCUGUUGAUAUUAGUCUACUAAAUAUUACACGUAUAUUUAAAAUUCUUCCAUUUUGGUAGUAAUGGAAUUCAAGACAAUUUACACAUAUACAAUGUUUAGGAGUUACACCAUGAUGAUGUAUUCAGUUGGUUUAGAGAUUCAUUUUACGUUCAUUCAAUUCAUCAUUUUUAUACCCGUUUUCUAUGUUGUAAAUAUAUGUCUGACUAUUGAAUUAUGUUUCUAUUGUGUUAAUGGUAACUUAUUCAAAUUAUUUUUUAAUUUAUGGAUUGUAAACUUUUGUGUAAAUAAAACUGUUAAUGAUUUA
This is a messenger RNA of Aethina tumida (small hive beetle), 1986 nucleotides long. RefSeq names its product U3 small nucleolar RNA-associated protein 18 homolog (gene wcd). Gene Ontology annotation, cellular component: Pwp2p-containing subcomplex of 90S preribosome; small-subunit processome. The coding region runs from base 151 to 1638 and encodes 495 amino acids. The transcript has a single exon. Gene Ontology annotation, biological process: rRNA processing. NCBI's taxonomy places the organism in Eukaryota, Metazoa, Arthropoda, Insecta, Coleoptera, Nitidulidae. Gene Ontology annotation, molecular function: protein binding. The record is from RefSeq and is a predicted model, not a curated record.